AUGCAAUCCUCUCGAUUCGAUACUAUCCCCCCUGUUCCACCGAACGAAUUUCGCCAGCUCCUCAUCGAGUUCAGCGCCGAUGCAUCUCCAAGCAAAGUCAGUCUUGAAUCCGGGAUGUACUAUAACGAGAAUGGUCAAAUGAUCACUCCAUCUGUCGUGGAAAAAACGAAGAGGUUUCUCGCUCUCCAACCCGGACAGAAUCACGGCUACCUGCCACCUCAUGGCAACGCGUCAUUCAUCCACCACACUCAGCGUCUCAUAUUUGGCGAGACUUUAGCUCAUAGCCUCCUCCUUUCCGGAUCGGGGUCUCGCCUGGGCUCUCUGCAGACUGUCUCCGGAACUGGCGCCAACCAUCUCGGCGCCCACUUCCUGUCUCAGCACCUGCGUCCGCGCCGCGUCUGGAUUCCUGAUGAAACGUGGGAGAAUCAUCCGGUCAUCUGGCAGCUGGCAAAGGACUGUAUGGCCAAGGGGGCGCAGAAUUUAGAGAUCCGUCGUUACCCGUACCAUGACCAGGAGACUCAUUCCUUCAACGUAGAGCGCAUGAUGGCCAUUCUCGAGCAGGAUGCCCAGCCUAAUGAUGUCCUCCUACUCCAUGCCUGCGCGCACAAUCCCACGGGCAUCGAUCCCACCAAAGACCAGUGGAGAGCUAUAUCCCGCUUCUGCUCCCAGCUAGGACUGUUUCCAUUCUUUGACCUGGCAUAUCAAGGCUUCGCGUCCGGAUCGUUUGAAGAGGAUGCCUGGGCAAUCCGGCACUUUGUUGAAAGCGGCCUCGAACUUUGCGUUGCGCACACCUUCUCGAAGAUGAUGUCGCUGUAUGGCGAACGGGUGGGCAGCUUUCAUCUGGUCGCCUCCUCCGCGGAUGCUGCGGCGCGGGGACUCGACCAGCUAGUCAGUCUCCAGAUGGCAGAAAUCUUUUCCCCUCCGUCCUUUGGGGCCAAGAUUGCCGCCCGGAUUAUGUCCGACCCAGAGCUCUACGAGGAAUGGGCGCAAGACAUUUCCUCGAGACACGCACGCCUGAUGGCAAUGAGAACGGCUCUUCUGGGCGAGCUAAAACGCCUUGGGACCCCGGGGGAUUGGGGGUAUAUAGAGGAGCAAUCCAACAUGGGAGAUUUCAUCGAGAUUCCGGACCGCUGCAUGCCCCCAAAGACUCCCCAAGCACUGCCUUCGGGCAAAGGCAACAUCUACCCGUUAGGCGAUCCACAUGCUGUCAGUGUAUCCCUACCCACAUGGGACUCGGUGAUUGGGUUGUCUCGAAAGGAGGAAUGGGUGAUGGAUCAAUUGGAGUGGAGUUAUCCUCGCACGACAUGUUGCAUGGUCUUUGGCUCGGAUACUGCUGCUCGCAAAUGUGCAGGUAUCUUGGGGUCCAAGGGGCUAUGUUACGAGCAUCGGGCACCCUUACACGUUGUCCGGUUCUUCAUGCCCCCCGAGUCAAAUUCCGGCAAGGCAACUUUUCACUGGGCCAACUUCUCCGUCGUUCUACUCCCAUCAGACCGGUGGAAAGAUGCAAUGACCUUCUGGAGGGACACUGGUAGCGGCCUAUCCACCCGGCACGCGGAAUACUGUCGCGGCGAGAUGGAGUAUCUUGACUCGGGUUCCUCGACCCCGGGUUUUCGCACUGCAGCUCCGCGGAAACGAAAGCUUCAGGAGCUUUUAGAGUUUUCGAACUCCGCUCAAUCGGGGUUGAGGGCUACUCUGGCCCAGCUGGCAACUUCAGACCGGCCCAGCGAGCCCACGGUCCAGAAGGACGAUGUGUUUCUUUACCCCAACGGAAUGAACGCCAUAUAUUCGCUUUCCGAAGCUCUGGCGUCGAUAUCCGGAGGGAAGACAGUCGCUGCCUUUGGGACUCUGGCCGAUCAACAUAAUUCCAUUAUUGCUUGCGACGGUACCGUUGCAGGAUUCGUCAAUUUAGAUGCCCUCCCUUUCGUGGAUGUCAUGGUAUCCAGUUUGACGAAGACUUUCAGUGGCUCGUCUAAUGUCACAGGGGGAAGUCUUGUCCUCAACCCCAAAUCUCGAUAUCACCACGCUAUCAAGGCCGCCCUUUCCGCAAAUUACGAGAACAUAUGUUUCCCGCUGGACAUUGACACAUUGAAGGACAAUUGCCAGAAUAUAGCCUGGCGGGUGAGGCAGUGCAACGAGAACACCCUGCCGCUCGUUGAUCUACUCAGCUCCCAUCCAUCCAUCGCGACCGUCCAUCAUCCAUCGACCGCGCCAACGUCCUCCCUGUACGAGAGUGUGAUGCGCGAGAACGGGGGAGGCUACGGCAACGUGCUGAGUAUCAUUUUCCAUCAGCCCCGUAGCGCCGAGUAUUUUUACAAUACCCUCGAUGUCUGCAAGGGCUCCAGCUUUGGUACCAACUUUACGUUGAUUGUCCCGUACGUCCAGCUAGCCAACUAUUGGAACCGCGACAAGGUCCCGCGAUACGGAGUGCCGCAGCAUAUCCUUCGCUUGAGUGUCGGCCUUGAGGACAAGGACCAGCUACUGGAAACGGUAGCCAAAGCGCUGAGAGGAGUGGAGCAGUUUGAGUCAACCACCAUAGCGUAG
Molecule: messenger RNA, 2541 nt
Organism: Aspergillus affinis
Lineage: Eukaryota; Fungi; Ascomycota; Eurotiomycetes; Eurotiales; Aspergillaceae
Exons: 8
Coding region: 1-2541 (846 amino acids)
Biological process (GO): L-aspartate biosynthetic process; transsulfuration
Cellular component (GO): cytosol
Molecular function (GO): pyridoxal phosphate binding; L-aspartate:2-oxoglutarate transaminase activity
Source: RefSeq, a predicted model, not a curated record